Messenger RNA from Recurvomyces mirabilis, 492 nucleotides. RefSeq lists its product as uncharacterized. Lineage: Eukaryota; Fungi; Ascomycota; Dothideomycetes; Mycosphaerellales; Teratosphaeriaceae. The record is from RefSeq and is a predicted model, not a curated record. Gene Ontology annotation, molecular function: oxidoreductase activity. Bases 1 to 492 code for a protein of 163 amino acids. The transcript is spliced from 2 exons.
AUGUCCACCACGGCCCCAACAAAGGAACUCGGCCAGGGCCUGCUCAAACGACACGAGGGCAUGUCAAUCGACGACUUUCGCAAGCACUACACAGAACGACAUGCUCUAAUCGCUAUCCCAUGGUUCCUAGCCAAUGGCGUGAGCUACUAUGCACAGCAUAAGCUCCAUCGACCACUCUCCUGGACUUCCGAAACAGCAGCAAGCAAAAACGCCGAAAAGAUCCCAAAUCUUACGGAUUGGGAUGCAGGGGUCGAGCUCAAGUUCCUGCCCGGCCAUAGUCUGGAGACGAUGACGAAAGGACAGAGUUACUACCAGGAAGUCAUCAUACCGGACGAGAGGAACUUGUUUCUGACUGUGGCGCUGGAGAAUAUGGAGAGUGUGGAUGCUGAAACUGUCAAGGGCGAGAGGGUGGAGUUCAUUGUAGAUGGGAAGGCAGUUGUGGACUCGAGUGAGUGGCGGAGCGUUUGGGCGAAGUAUGAGGGGCGGGUUUGA